Miscanthus lutarioriparius is the source of this 3114-nucleotide messenger RNA. The record is from the annotation of a GenBank genome assembly. Lineage: Eukaryota; Viridiplantae; Streptophyta; Magnoliopsida; Poales; Poaceae.
AUGGCGGCGGAGAAGCUGCGGGAUCUUAGCCAGCCAAUUGACGUACGGCUGCUCGACGCCACCGUCUCAGCGUUCUAUGGCACCGGCUCCAGAGAGGAGAGGCAUGCGGCAGAUCAAAUCUUGCGUGAGCUGCAGAAUAAUCCAGAUAUGUGGCUACAAGUGGUUCACAUUCUGCAGAACUCCCAAAAUUUGAAUACCAAGUUCUUUGCUCUCCAAGUACUUGAAAAUGUUAUCAAAUAUAAAUGGAACGCUUUGCCAGUGGAACAACGUGAUGGUAUGAAGAAUUAUAUAUCUGAUGUCAUUGUUCAGCUCUCAAGCAAUGAGGUUUCCUUUCGACAAGAGAGACUUUAUGUCAAGAAGCUCAACAUUAUUCUGGUGCAGGUUUUAAAGCAUGAGUGGCCUGCCAGGUGGACAACCUUCAUCCCUGACCUUAUUGCAGCAGCAAGGAGUAGUGAAACAAUAUGCGAGAAUUGUAUGGAAAUACUGAAGCUGUUAAGUGAAGAAAUUUUUGAUUUCUCAAGAGGGGAAAUGACGCAACAAAAGAUCAAAGAGCUGAAGGGUUCACUAAAUAGUGAAUUUCGUCUUAUUCAUGAGCUCUGCUUAUAUGUCCUGUCUGUGUCACAAAGAUCUGAACUUGUUCGUGCUACAUUGGCCACACUUCAUGCUUUCCUGUCAUGGAUCCCCAUCGGUUUCAUAUUUGAAUCACCUCUGCUGGAGACACUUUUGAAGUUUUUCCCUAUUGCUGCUUACCGGAAUCUUACACUUCAAUGCCUAACAGAGGUUGCUGCUCUUCAUUUCGGUGAUUUCUAUGACAUGCAAUAUGUCAAGAUGUAUGCAGUCUUUAUGGUGCAGCUGCAGGCUAUUCUUCCUUGUGGAACAAUUUCAGAUGGCUAUGCCAAUGGUUCUAAUGAAGAACAGGCAUUUAUCCAAAAUCUUGCACUUCUUUUGACAUCCUUCUUCAAGAAUCACAUGCGCAUACUGGAAACAACUCCUGAAAAUAGAGCUGCAUUGCUUUUGGGCCUUGACUACCUCAUUGAAAUUUCAUUUGUUGAUGACACAGAGAUGUUUAAGGUCUGCUUGGAUUACUGGAAUCUGUUUGUUCUAGAAUUAUUUGAAACAUACAACCAAGUGGAGCGAUUGAUGGAACUUCAGACUCAGCGGAUUCCUGGAACUGAUGAUGGUACGCUCAUAGCUGUUCAACAGAGGAGGCAACUUUAUGCAGGAUCACUUUCGAAGUUAAGAACGUUAAUGAUCUGUCGGAUGGCAAAGCCAGAGGAGGUUUUGAUUGUUGAAGAUGAGAAUGGGAAUAUUGUACGAGAAACAUUGAAAGAUAAUGAUGUCCUUGUUCAGUACAAGAUCAUGAGGGAAACACUAAUAUACUUGUCACAUCUUGAUCACAAAGAUACAGAACAGCAGAUGUUGAGGAAAUUAAGCAAGCAAUUAAACGGUGAAGACUGGAGCUGGAAUAACUUAAAUACUCUAUGCUGGGCAAUUGGAUCCAUUUCUGGUUCUAUGGUGGAGGAACAGGAAAACCGGUUUUUGGUAUUGGUUAUUCGUGAUUUGUUGAAUCUUUGUGAGAUUACGAAAGGGAAAGAUAACAAAGCUGUGAUAGCAAGUAAUAUUAUGUAUGUUGUGGGGCAAUACCCAAGGUUUCUAAGGGCGCACUGGAAGUUUUUAAAAACAGUGGUCAACAAAUUAUUUGAGUUCAUGCAUGAGAUGCAUCCUGGAGUUCAGGAUAUGGCAUGCGACACUUUCCUGAAAAUUGUUCAGAAGUGCAAGCGCAAGUUUGUGACACUCCAGGUGGGUGAGAAUGAACCAUUUGUUUCUGUGCUGUUGUCCAACCUUCCUACCACAAUAGCAGAUCUUGAGCCUCAUCAGAUCCAUUCGUUCUAUGAAUCGGUUGGUCAGAUGAUUCAAGCUGAAUCUGACAAUACUAAGAGGGAGGAGUAUCUCAAGAGAUUGAUGAGCCUACCUAAUCAGACGAACACAGGUGUUGCAUGCUCACUUGGACCUUAUUUUUUCCCACAAAUUUCAGUUAUCUUCCUGGACAUGUUGACAGUGUAUAGAAUGUACAGUGAACUGGUGUCAAGCACUAUUUCUGAAGGAGGGCCUUUUGCUUCAAAGACAUCAUUUGUAAAACUUCUGAGAUCAGUAAAGAGGGAGACAUUAAAAUUGAUCGAGACUUUUCUGGACAAAGCCGAAGAUUUACCACACUUGGGGAAACAGUUUGUUCCCCCAAUGAUGGAUCCUGUUCUAGGUGAUUACGCUAGAAACGUGCCUCAUGCAAGAGAAUCUGAAGUUUUGUCAUUAUUCGCGACAAUUAUAAACAAGUACAAAGGUGAGAUGCUUGAGGAAGUUCCUCGCAUUUUUGAGGCUGUUUUUCAGUGUACUCUGGAGAUGAUCACCAAAAACUUUGAAGACUAUCCUGAGCAUCGCCUUAAAUUUUUCUCCUUGCUUCGUGCCAUUGGUACACAUUGUUUCCAAGCUUUUAUUCAGCUCUCUAGUCAGCAACUAAAGCUUGUUAUGGAUUCCAUAAGUUGGGCAUUUCGACAUACAGAGAGAAAUAUUGCUGAGACCGGUCUAGGCCUGUUAUUGGAAAUUUUGAAGAACUUCGAGGCUUCAGGGUUCCAAAAUCAGUUCUACAAGACAUACUUCUUAAAUAUUGAGCAGGAGAUAUUUGCAGUGCUCACAGACACAUUCCACAAACCUGGUUUCAAGCUUCAUGUUUUUGUGCUUCAACAUUUGUUCUAUGUGGUUGAUGGUCUAACGGAGCCUCUCUGGGAUGCCUCAGCAGUUCCUUCUCAAUUCACAAAUAAUGCAAUGUUUGUUCGAGACUACACUAUUAAACUUCUCAGCUCAUCCUUUCCUAACAUGACGCCUGUAGAGGUAGCAAAGUUUGUUGAUGGACUUUUUAGUUCAAAAACUGAUCCUCCCAAUUUUAAGAAUCAUAUAAGGGAUUUUCUUGUUCAAUCUAAGGAGUUCUCUGCCCAGGAUAACAAGGAUCUAUAUGCUGAAGAGGCUGCUGCUCAGAGGGAAAAGGAACGCCAACGUAUGCUUUCCAUUCCAGGGCUCAUCGCCCCGAAUGAAUUGCAGGAUGAGAUGGUGGAUUCAUAG